AUGACUGGAACAUUCACAAACGCCAAAAGCGGAGCAUCACACACUUUAUUGUUGGACGGGGAUUGGAAAGGCAAAAACUUCAAGGUGAAUUUAGAAGAUGGGGAAGAGGUGGCGACGGUUAAGAGGAGUUAUAUGAAGAACUGGGGCAACCAUUACGCGCUCACUGUGGCUGAAGGUGUCGAUCUUGCUUUGAUGAGUGCUUUGGGUAUUUGUAUGGUCGCUUCUAUCAUGGAGGAUGAGAUGGCAGCUGCAGUAGCGUAG
This is a messenger RNA of Cryptococcus wingfieldii CBS 7118, 261 nucleotides long. RefSeq lists its product as hypothetical. NCBI's taxonomy places the organism in Eukaryota, Fungi, Basidiomycota, Tremellomycetes, Tremellales, Cryptococcaceae. Bases 1 to 261 code for a protein of 86 amino acids. The transcript is spliced from 2 exons. The record is from RefSeq and is a predicted model, not a curated record.